Molecule: messenger RNA, 906 nt
Organism: Hydractinia symbiolongicarpus
Lineage: Eukaryota; Metazoa; Cnidaria; Hydrozoa; Anthoathecata; Hydractiniidae
Product: mas-related G-protein coupled receptor member X2-like
Exons: 1
Coding region: 1-906 (301 amino acids)
Biological process (GO): G protein-coupled receptor signaling pathway
Cellular component (GO): membrane
Molecular function (GO): G protein-coupled receptor activity
Source: RefSeq, a predicted model, not a curated record
AUGGCAGGAAAUUUUACGGAAAAUGUAACAUUGGAGAAUGGCGGUGUGAUGGUAUUAAAUGAGAUUGCUCAAAUAAAUCUUAUAACUGCAACAAGUGCUAGCUUAAUAGGCUCGUUAUUUAUUAUUGGAAUAAAUAUCCUCUUUAUAUGUGCAGUGGCAAAGACAAAUACCGGGAAAUCACUCCUUAGUGACUUGUAUGUUAUGCUCUCCAUGUCUGAUCUAAUAUUUGGUUUGGUUUCACUACCUAUGUAUGUAACUUUAAUGACGGGUUAUAUAAAUAAAAUAUCAUCUCCUAACAUUCUUUGGGCUCAAAUGUUUAUAAGCUAUCUGUUUGGCAUUACGUCGAUGACAGCAAUAGGCGCAAUCACUUUGGAAUUGUAUUUAGCCGUGACAAAGCCAUUGACAUAUGUGGCAAGAAAACAAAAAAAUACUCUGGGGAAUUUGUUGCUUGUAUGUUGGUUGGUUAACAUUACUUUUGCAACUGUUUCUUACUUGGUUGAUCGCUCCUUUUACCAUGAAAGCUACAAACUCACGGCGAUAGCUUACGGUUGUAGUGUUGUGAUAUUCAUGGGGAUAUGCCAGCUGAAAAUUCAUGUUUAUCUUCGAACUGGUCAAAGUAGAAGCAAUCUACGUAAUAAAAAAGCCGCGAACGUUGCGUUAAUGACACUGUUGGUUUAUUUGGCUUGCUUUUUACCAGGUGGCAUUAACUCUUAUCUUAGUUUGUAUGUUUUUCGAGAUUCCGAUUUUCGUGCAGCAUUCAUAGAUCCUUGGGUAUACCUAAUAACAAUGUCCAACUCCUUUUUUGAUACCAUCGUUUAUGGGUUUCGUUCCAAACGGUUAAAUUUUCGUGCAUUCCUCAAAACAUUCCAAGACCGAAGGCGCGCAUCAUCGACCAGUAAUAUGUAA